AAUCUGAUACUUUCCCAUGAACACAAAAACAUAGCUAAUAAGGUGAUGGACCAAACUCUUUUUUUUAAUUCACUAAGCUGGAAAUAAGGUUACAGGAGUGUGCUGAUAGUGAACGUGUGGUGCAGCAGGCCAGUCUUGGCAGCAUGGUGAAGGUCCAGAAGUCAACUAGAAGGAAGAGCGCUCACUGUCAACGCAGACUAGAGAGUGUUGUUCAGGUAGAGAUGGAGGAGGGCCAGCUCCAGUCCAACACCCAGCCCUCACCACAGGAGGAGCCCCAGGGAGGAGGAGACCAGCCCUCUGUUGAAACCCAACAUGAGCCCUUGGACCAGGAGGAAACUCAGAUGGACGUCCAUGAAAAGGACGACUCUGUGUCCCAGCUCCAGGCCAAGCCUUUGUGGAAGCCCAUUCCCCCUCUGUUGCCAGAGUCCCAAAGGGGCCGCGCCACCGAGACCAGAGACCAGAUCUGCCAGACCGAGGAGCGGCUUCAGCAGACCAGUGCCGGCAGCCACGGUCAUAACACAGGUCUCUGUGUGGAGCCUGGAGAUCCUCCUCUGCUCCAGCAGCCUCUGCAGACCUCCAAGUCUGGGAUUCAGCAGAUAAUUGAAUGCUUCCGCUCAGGCACGAGCCAGCUGAAGCACAUGCUGCUGAGAGAAGUGGACACCAUCUUUGAGUGUAAACUGUGUCGCAGUCUGUUCCGAGGCCUGCCCAACCUCAUCACACACAAGGAGUAUUACUGCCUAUCACGGCUGCCUGAACCCGACGGUCCGUCUGGUGAGGACAGACAGAGCGUGGCCAUGAAGGAUUUAUUGGAGGCCAUAUAUCCCAGAGCCCCAGACUAUGUAGUCCGGCUGGAGCCCAUUCAGACCACUUCCAAGGCCGUGUUCCAGUACCUCACCACAGAGGAGGAGCUGGCUAGAUAUCCAUCCCACACACCCAGUGCCAGAGAGAGUCCGGUUGCUUGGGAAGGGGAAGCAGUGGAGGGUGUGGACAACAACCAGCCAGGAGGGCCGGAGAGCCACAGCAGCCCGGGACAGGGACAGAGGAGAUGGGAGGGUGAGGAGGAGGCUAAAGAGGAGCAGCCACAGCACGAAGACGAGGGCUCCACUAGUGGGGUUGAGGAUGUGACAAUCUCCUGCUGUUUGUGCGGUCAGGACUUUAACUCGCGGCGCAGCAUCAGGCGCCACUGCCGCAAAAUGCACCAGACCAAACUGGAAGAGCUUCGAAAGUUCACAGAGACACGUACAGUUCCCACGAGCCUGCUCUCUAUGGUUAAAGGUCGGCCAAGGACUCUCAGCACACCUACUGGAAAAUCCUGCCCAGUGUGCUUCAAAACCUUCGCGACCAAAGCCAACGUGCGCCGUCACUUUGACGAGGUGCAUCGUGGUCUACGGAGGGACACCAUCACACCCAGCAUCGCCUCGCGGCCCGGCCAGCCCUUCUCUCUGGAGGUCACACCGCCCAGAAAGAGCAACAACUCCUCCCCAACACGCAGCCAAAACCCCAAGCCCAACCCCGUGAACUCUAAACCAACGACCCCUAACCAGACCAAACCUCCGAGUCAGGCCCCGCCCACUCCACAGGCUGCCGCCGCCGCCUCAUGCCGCUGCACGCUCUGCAAGAGGAACUACAGCUCUCAGCUCAUGUUGAAGAGACACAUGCGUAUUGUCCACAAAAUAUACAGCGUGAAAAGUAACAGGUCUGCUCCCACGCCAGCCCCCACUCCUCCCACAGCCACUCCUAACAGUAGCAGCGCUCCCUUGGCCCCAACCAACAACAUCCGAGUGAAGGAGGAAGCGGUAGAACCUUCAGAAGAAGAAGAGGAGGAGGAGGACAUCGACAGCAGUCCGGCCCCGUCUCCUAGUGGCAGCACUGGGACAGCUAAAGUUGUUCCCGUGGUACCAAACACAUUGAAGGUGAAGGAAGAAGAGGCCCCGCCGAGCCCAAAGGUGACGCCAUCCUUACCUUCGUCCUCGUCGUCCUCCCGUAGCAACAUGUGCAGCGGCAACGUGGCCACCAAAAUGACCAAACUGUCAGUGGGCUUUGACUUCAAGCAGCUUUUCUGCAAACUGUGCAAGCGACAGUUCAGCUCACGUCAGAACUUGACAAAGCACAUCGAGCUGCACACGGACGGCAACGACAUCUUCAUUAAGUUCUACCGCUGCCCCCUCUGUCGCUACGAGUCACGUCGCAAACGAGACGUCCUGCGCCACGUGACCGUGGUGCACAAGAAGUCGUCGGCGUACCUCGCCAAGAUCAUGCCCAAACUGGAGAGCCGGGCGGUGAAGAGGUUAGCCGAGGUCGUCCUCAACAGCCCGACGCCCAGCAAGAGGACAAGCGGCAGCAUCAAAGAGGAAGUGAACGGACGUCACAUUUCUUCAUCAUCCUCCUCCACUCCUUCACCUCCUGUCACUCGCAAGCAAGAGUGCUCCACUGCUGCCUCGACCGCCUCGUCAGCCUCCUCCUCUUCCUCCUCAUUAGCCCCACCUCCCAUCACUCGGAAACAGCAGGACAUCUCAUCGCCAGCGUUCACCCCGUCGCCCCCCGUCACCCGCAAGCAGGAAAGACAGCAGACGCACCAGCCUCCUCGUCCCAUCAGCCCCCCUCUGACCCGCCGCAGCGAGAAACACACUCACCAACGCAACUUGUCCUCCACCUCCUCGCCCAGCAAUCAAACCCCACACACACGGCGGCACGACGCUCAGUCGGAGAGCAGCGGCACGGGGUCGUCGUCCUCCACUGAAGUCAGAGUGACCAAGAAUUUCUCCCUUCACGCCUGUGACCAGUGUGGACGCGCCUUUGCCAAGAAGCUGUACCUGGAGUCUCACAAGCGAAGUCACCGCAACGCAGCGACGGCAGCAGCCAGCAGGAGGAAAGGAGUCAGCACCCGCUCCAAAUCCCUGGUGUGGUGAAACAAACACACGUCCGCCUGGGAUAAUGGAGGAGCGAUCCUCUAACAAUGAAGAAAUCAAAACUUUGAAUUGGAAAGCAAUGGAGGAACGGAACGAGCACAGAUCGGAGAUGAAGGAAACAAACAAAAGGAACAAUGGAGCACAAAGAGGAGUGAAGUACAAAGGAUUUCCACCUUUUGCUUAAGAACCAAAUAUAUUGUUGGAAUCUGACAUUUUUUGUAUAGUUUCAUUAUGAAGCCUGCCAGCGAGCUGGACGGUGGCGCUGCUAUCCACAGAGAGACUGUAGCGAACAGAAGAGUCGCUACGACUGUAUAUAUCUCUAUUUACUUACACAAGUAUGUAAAUAUGGAUCCAUAUGCAGAUGGCUGAUUUGUACUGCUUAGCAAAAGGAUGAAGGUAGACUAUGGAGGUGUGCAUGUGUGCGUGUCUGUGUGUGUGAAUGUGUGUGAAAGACGGAGGGAAUCAAAACUGGAUCGUGAAGUCCACAGAAAAUAGACUGGAAACUUAAUUGUUGAUUUUUUUUUUCUUUUCUUUUUUCCUUUGAGAGAAAGUAUAAUUUUCUAUGACCUUGCAGUCCCACACCGAACAUAUUUGGGUCCUUGGCUAUUAGCAUUUGAUCACUUUUCUGUAUAUUUAACACCUUAUGAAUUGUUUUAAAUUAGAGACAUUCAAGCCCACUUGCUCAACAUUAUAACAAAUCAAUACCCAAAAUGUUCCCCCUGUAUAUCUUCUAAUCUUAAGGCUAGCUGCACCCCUCAGAGUUGAAAAUUACCUUUAUUUUCCGAUAUAAAUGUUGCUGCUGAGUAGGGAUGGGAAUCGAUAAGAUUUUAUUGAUGUCGGUGCCAUUAUCAAUUCUGCCCAUUGGUCCAAUUCUUCAUCAAGUCCCUUAUUGAUUCCAAAUCAAUUUUCGGUGUGGAAAAAACUAGGCUGACACAGGUUCUCAGCAUCAGUGCAACUGUUUUAUUACCUCUUUGAGUCUGAACGCAAUGUAGAUGAAAUGAGAGAUUUCGUUUUCAGUUAUGUUUUCUUGAAAGACAAGUUAAAAAUAAAGAAAGCAGUGUUACUCAUGCAUAGAGUGUCAGAUAUAUGGCAUUCCUGGACUUUAAGCCCAUGCUGCGUAGAAACAUGUUUCAGCAUAUUGCUGGUGUUUCCAUCCUUACUUGAAAUUUUAUGAAUUAUAAUUUUACAGACAUUGCAAGCAGCACUGUUAUCUUUUGUCAUGAAAUUAAGCCCACUUGGGACUGUUUAUUUCCAAUUCUUCUUUUUUGUUGUUGUUGCAAGUUAGACAUAUGAGUUUGAAAUCAUUGUUUCAUAAUGUGCAGCUGUCGAAAAAUAUGCCGGCAUCAAUUUUUUUUUUUUUUUCAACUGAAACCAGUUUUCAAUUCCCAUCUCUAUUCCUGAGAAGCAAACAGAUCACAGAUCACACUUCCAGUCAUAUUAUUCUUCUUGUUAUCAGUCUGUAGUCUGAUCUGCUUUGCAGUGACCAACGGCAGCUGGAGUGAAUUUUCCAUUAAUUCCAGGGUGUGGUCAAAGUAAUGGAAACCCUUUUCAGUUUUCUUUGAAAAUAGUGUGUGUGCUUUAAAAAAAUCCUCUGUAUAGAGGUCAGAUUUGUUUUCCUACACAUCACUGGUAUGAUCUGCCUUUUUUGUUUGACUGCAUGUGUGAAAAACAUUUGUAAAAGGUGUUUCCUUUACUUUGACAUCACCCUGUUUUAUCUCAACAUAUUAGCCGACUUAUUCAUUCCAGUAAUAGCCUGCGUGUAAAAAAAAAAAACAUCAGGCAGUAAGUCAUCAGUAUCAGCAAACGGAGGGAGUUAUGUUCUAAAAUGAGGCAAACGCUUAGGAGAAAAACGUGACACUGAAUCCCUCAAAUGUCACUAAAUAUGAUGACUUGAAAUAAUCCAGAGUGAUACAAUUAUGAUUUAACAUUUUUACAUGUGCUUAACAAAUUAAAUCAAAUUCAUUUUCUUCCAAAUAUGAACUGUUUUUUAACUUAACAGCUCUGUUGGAAUGUUGCUACCGUGGGGGGAAACAUUCAAAUGAUGAUCAAAUUAACACCUUGUUACGACCUACUCUGCAAAUCACUAGUGUUAAUGUGUGAGAAUGUGAUUUACAGUGGGACUGCACAUAUUAUUAACAAGUAAGUUGGUGUUUUUGGGGUUGUUUUUUGCAGACAGGUUGCCUUUGGCGUAACAGUAACAGCCACAAUGCAUUAGAUAUCAGAAACUGGAAUCAAUUAUUUUCCGUGUUUAGUGAAAUAUCAUUGAGCACCCUUGUCUUGAGCAGAAAGCUGACCCGUGAUGAUGUGUGGUUAAUAAGCAGGUUUGAAUGGACACCAACUGUUUGUGGUGCUAAUCCUGAUUUGUGAUGGAGCUGUAAACAUUGGAGAGAGAAAAAGAAAGCUACAUGAAAGCAAAACAGUUCUAUUCUCUGAACUUAGAAGUUUACAUUAAACUUUUUGUUCCAUUAAAAAAUAUGCUAAGACUCAUUUAGGGCUGGGUAUCGCUUAAUUCCAGUACCGUUACAUUCAUUUGAUACCUUUUCUUUCUACUUCAGUUAAUGUCCAACAUGUGAUUGGAAGCAGUUGCAUAAAAUGCCACCAACACUUUCACACAAAUACAUUUUACGCUGAACUGCCAACUCUGUCAAAAACACUGAGCUCAAUUCACCACAUGACAGACUGUACAGGUUGUAGCUGCUGCAGGAACGGGCCAAUUACACGUUGCGUUACACCGAAGAACGCUUCUGUGAUUGGCUGUAAGCAAAACCAUACAAAAAGUCAUUUUCUACAAUUUUUUUCUACAAAAAAGGAUCAAAUACAGGUAUCAUUUGACUGGAGAAGUUUGGAUACUACUUGGGUCAGGUACUGAUACCCGACCUUAGACUCAUUCAGAUAAUCUUUGUGAAUUUUCUUUUGUACUUAAGGGGGCUGCAUGUCAGCAACAGGUACCCCGAGGUAGUCUUUGAAACACUGUCUGGCACAUGAGUUGGGAGGAGAGUGACUUCGGAAGACCAAAUGUAGAUAUGUCUUAAUGUUCAAACAGAAAGCCAUGAAAUGGAACAAAACCAGAUAAACGGAAAGACCAAACUUUAUUUUUAUAAGUGAAAACGAUACCGCGACAAAGUCUGGAGAACAUGUAUAUAUGGAUUCAUCCUCCACGGAUGGUAUAAAUAAUAGUUAUAUUAGUCACAAUAGUUAUUGACUUGUACUUAACUGUUGGUUGACCAUACGCUUCAAACCUGUCCGACUAGUUAUUACUCUGUCACUGUUUAAUGCUGAGGCAAGUUUGCGUUGUUCCAAGAUUAGUUUUUUUUAAAUCUCAUUCCUUUUUGAAGGAGGUUUUUGUUGAAAUAUGUCAAGAAGAGACUCAAACCUCAAGAGACUCUCUUUUUUUGUUUAAAAUCUUGUCAUUUAUUUCCUCAUCAGCUGUAAUAUGUUAUUAAGCUCACCUUCUAGAGAACUUGAGAAGAGUUAGACGCCUUUCAGAUGUGACAAGAAUGUUAAAACCAACCACUUAAUAAAUAAAAAUGUACUGCUUCAAACCUCA
This is a messenger RNA of Centropristis striata (black sea bass), 6456 nucleotides long. It is a transcript of the gene znf800b, whose product is annotated as zinc finger protein 800b. Lineage: Eukaryota; Metazoa; Chordata; Actinopteri; Perciformes; Serranidae. The record is from RefSeq and is a predicted model, not a curated record. The transcript has 13 exons. Bases 144 to 2909 code for a protein of 921 amino acids.